AUGAAAGGUUUAACGGUCAGAUCCAAGUAUUUAGAGUUUAUUUUGUUUUUUCAGUUCAUUAUUAUUGAAUCCACUGAUUCCAGCUCACUGUCUGGAAACCUGAGUUUGCCCAGCAGCAAAAAUUUAGUGGAAAAAGAUGUUCAGGAGGCAGCAAAGCAGGUGGGAAAUCAAGGCAAAAGAGGUUCACAAGCUGACGAGUCCAGGCAAAAUCCUGCCCUAAUGGGAUACCCGAGGCUCAUCAAGUCAACAACCAGUGGAAAGCCGGAUGUAAAACGAAUAUAUAAUGAUUCUUCCAUAUCAUCUACUGGGGCACCAAAGAUUGUAAACUCACUGUAUCCCUUAGGUGAAAAUUCCCUGAGUGCCUACGGAGUGCUUCUGCUGUCUCUGGUGGUCUUUGCUGUGGGUAUUGUUGGCAAUCUAUCCAUCAUGUGCAUAGUGUGGCACAGUAUGUCUAUGAAGAGCGCUUGGGACUCCAUCCUGGCUGCUGUAGCCCUCUGGGACUUUAUUCUUCUUUUUUUCUGCUUGCCUGUAGUUGUUUUUCAGCAGAUCACACAUCGUAGAUUGCUUGGGGCGCUCUCCUGCCGCAUUAUACCUUACAUGGAGGUGUCUUCAUUUGGAGUCUCUACAUUCUCUCUUUGUGCUCUGGGCAUUGAUCGUUUCCAGUGGAUAACAUCUCAAUUUUCAUCAAAGCCAGAGGAACAGUGUCGCUCUAUACUAGGAAAGAUAUCUGUUAUCUGGAUCGGCUCCUUGACACUUGCUCUUCCAGAAAUUUUUCUGUGGCAACUCCACCAGGAGCGUUCUCCAGCUUCAGGCCUGAUUAUAGACUCCUGUGUCAUGGACCCAUCCACUGAACUCUCUCCAGUUUUUUACGCCUUAGUUCUUACCUACAAGCACGCUCGUAUGUGGUGGUUUCUGGGCUGUUACUUCUGCCUGCCACUUCUUUUCACAAUGACUUCAUUACUAGUAACACUGAGAAUUGUUGGAAAUACAAAGAACAUCAAAAAUGUGCAGGUCCAAUGCCAGCUCAAUUGGAUAGUUGCAAGUUUAGCUAUUGUGUAUGGCAUAUGCAUUUUACCUGAAAAUGUCACAAACAUCUUGUUUAGCUACACCACUUAUCAUGUCCCUCAUAAUCUUCUAAUGCUUAUCACUCAGUUUUUCUUAUUUUUAAAGUGUGCAGUGACACCUAUUUUACUCUUGUGCAUUUCUAAACCAUUAGGGCAGGCAUUCCUGGAUUGCUGUUGCUGUUGUUGUGAUAGUAAGCCUAAACCGGGACCUGUACAUAAGGCUGAAGAGAAUACUGAUAAACAGGAACAAUUAACUAACCCUAACUGUACAAAUUAUGUAGAAUUGCAGCUUGGAACACCAUGUUGAUGGAUC
This is a messenger RNA of Nanorana parkeri, 1377 nucleotides long. RefSeq names its product prosaposin receptor GPR37L1-like. The transcript has 2 exons. Gene Ontology annotation, cellular component: signaling receptor complex; plasma membrane. The record is from RefSeq and is a predicted model, not a curated record. Gene Ontology annotation, molecular function: G protein-coupled peptide receptor activity. Bases 1 to 1371 code for a protein of 456 amino acids. Gene Ontology annotation, biological process: positive regulation of MAPK cascade; adenylate cyclase-inhibiting G protein-coupled receptor signaling pathway. NCBI's taxonomy places the organism in Eukaryota, Metazoa, Chordata, Amphibia, Anura, Dicroglossidae.